Molecule: messenger RNA, 915 nt
Organism: Larimichthys crocea (large yellow croaker)
Lineage: Eukaryota; Metazoa; Chordata; Actinopteri; Sciaenidae
Product: tetraspanin-4-like
Exons: 4
Cellular component (GO): membrane
Source: RefSeq, a predicted model, not a curated record
UUGGAUUCCAAAGCACAGGGCGAAUUAAAGGAGGGUAUAAAGAUUUAUGAAUCAGAACCUGGACUGAAGAAAUCCUGGGACAAUGUCCAAAAAAUGUUCAAAUGCUGUGGAGUAACUAACAAAACAGAUUGGUAUGAUGUGCUCAAUGGAACGCUGCCUUCUUCCUGCUGCUCUGUUGGGACAGACCAGUGUGUUGACGGAUGGAGUGAGCCAUGUUAUCAGAAGGCCAGACAAUGGCUGCUAGAUAACAUCCCCUCGGUCCUGGUGUUCGGAGUGUGUAUUGGUGUUGUGCAGAUUUUGGCCCUGGUGUUCUCAAUGCUGAUGUACUGUCAAAUCCUGUGCGCUGAGAAGCACUUGGACUGACUGAAGAUGUUCACGAAGAUGUUCACUGGCCUGUGAUGGGAAGGCUUAUCACGAUCUCAAUAUACCCCCAAAACUGAUUUGCAUUUUACAAACCUCCAAUUUGCUCCAGUGGUCACUUUGGGGUGAAUCCUGCUGAAAUUGUUGCAUUUCAAAGUCCCCUGAAGAUUCCCCCAAAAUUUACAUCUUGACUAAAGCUACUGGUGGGUGCAGUCAACACUGGCCACAUGGACAUAGACAGUAGUAGACGGAGGAGGUAAUAUCAUGAACAUAAUGACUGUUUAACCUUACAUUACAGUAUAUCAGAUCAGUACAACUAGAAUCCAUUAGCCUCCAGACAAAACAAGUUACAGUUACCUUCAUGCAAUGCUCCUGCAGAGUUACCAGGGGAAACAAGUAAAAAAAAAAGACAUAUCUGUCUCCUUAAUUCAUAUGUUAUAAAUUAGAGUUGCACGAUACCCACGGUAUACACGGUACCUCGCGGUGCCAAAUCAUAACCGUCGCUACUAUACUAGAAAUUUUACACGACGGUACUACCGUGGAUUACUAUACUAC